Molecule: messenger RNA, 3293 nt
Organism: Sphaerulina musiva SO2202
Lineage: Eukaryota; Fungi; Ascomycota; Dothideomycetes; Mycosphaerellales; Mycosphaerellaceae
Exons: 2
Coding region: 114-3233 (1039 amino acids)
Biological process (GO): GPI anchor biosynthetic process
Cellular component (GO): endoplasmic reticulum membrane
Molecular function (GO): mannose-ethanolamine phosphotransferase activity
Source: RefSeq, a predicted model, not a curated record
UUACUACACUCUCUUCUCUUCUCUGUUCAACCAUCCUACUUCUAUUUCUCAUUCCCUCUUUCUCUUCUUCAUGCCGGUCUGAUACCCUCCUUUGUUCCACAGACCGACUCGUCAUGGCGAAUGCCCCCGCGGCCAUGUCGAAGCAGGCGGCGACGCGGGACAUCAAGGCGCAGAACAAGAAGCGAAACCUCGAGUUCCGAGCGCAACAUGGCCUGGUCGUCGCCUUCUUCCUCCUCAUACUAAUCUUCCACGCCCUCGGCAUCUACCUCUUCUUGAAUGGUUUCCUUCUCUCGCGACUCGUCCUCCAGCACCGAUCCGAUUGCGCAGUCCCUCCGAUCGCCCUCUCCGAACAUCCCAAGGACUUUGUCGCUGGAUCGUAUGGACAGGGCUGUUGGCAUCCCAAGUCCUUUAACAAGGCCGUGGUCAUCAUUGUGGAUGCCCUGCGCUACGACUUUACGGUGCCAUUCCAUCCCACGCCCGGGAACGAUCACCCCCAACACUUCCACGAUGCCUUGCCAGUUCUGUACGAGACAUCAGUCAACGAGCCACAGAACGCCUUCCUCAGACCAUUCAUUGCAGACCCGCCAACCACCACGUUACAGCGGCUGAAAGGGUUGACCACCGGCACGCUUCCUGUGCUCAUCGAUGCGGGCUCGAACUUUGCGGGGACAGCUAUUGAUGAAGACAACAUUGUGGAAAUGCUGUACAAGGCGGGGAAGAAGGUGGUCCAUCUGGGAGAUGAUACAUGGCACUCGUUAUUUCCUGGAUAUUUUGAGCCCAAUCUGACCAGGGCUUAUGAUUCUUUCAAUGUGUGGGAUCUUCAUACCGUGGACAAUGGCGUCACAGAACACCUUUUUCCACUCCUGGAGCCCUCGAUGAACGGCCGUUGGGAUGUGAUUUUUGGCCAUUAUCUCGGGGUAGAUCAUGCAGGACAUCGAUAUGGACCAGAUCAUCCCGCCAUGAAUGAGAAACUGAAGCAAAUGAACGACGUGAUUCGGCGCAUUGUCUCAACCCUAGAUGAUGAUACGCUUCUAGUGGUUAUGGGAGACCACGGGAUGGACGUCAAAGGCGAUCAUGGAGGCGAGUCUGAUGAUGAAGUUCAGGCUGCAUUAUGGAUGUAUUCAAAGCGUGGCAUCUUCGGCCGCAGUGACAGGUCUUCGAUGGCGCCGCCACUGACUGCACAGCAAAGGCCUGUAGCUCAGAUAGACUUGGUCCCUACCAUGUCGCUCCUUCUCGGUCUACCAGUGCCCUUCAACAAUCUCGGUCAGCCUAUUGAGGAGGCCUUCCACAAAUCACCCGUGCUGACGGAGCCGAACUACGACAAUCUUGCACAAGUGGCUCGCCUCACUGCAGCCCAAAUUCAUCGAUACCAGGCUGAAUAUGCGAAAGCUCGUGGACUGGGCAAUUCAACCGCAUCUAGCACGGAACAGCUGUGGCAAGUGGCUAACCAGGCGUGGAGUACAGCACGUUCCGGAGGUGCUUCAAGUUCGCAGAAAGAUGCUUGGGCCGCUUUCUCUGCUUACCAGACCGAAAAUCUGCGUAUCUGUAAGUCACUGUGGGCACGAUUCGAUCUUGUGAGCAUGACCAUGGGCAUCAUUGCCCUUGUUGGAACGUUCUUGAUGGUUCUGGUAUAUGCUCAGGGUAUCCUACGCGGAGAUCGUGCUGCCAUCACUCCGCCUUUAUUCAUCUGGGGCCUAGGUGGCACCCUUGUUGGCGCAAUGAUCGGCGCAGUGGCAGGACAGCUGACCAAGGAACACGAAGUCCAGUCAAUUGCAUUCGGUGCAGCACUGGGUGGAGUGACUAUGACAAUGGCAAUGUUCUGGCCGGCACGAGAGCUACUGAGCGUGCCCAGACCAACCACCUUCUGGGGUUGGCUGUGCAUGUUGACGACGAUCUUACUAUGUGGUGGGUUUGCUGCAAACUCUUUCACCAUCUGGGAAGAUGAGCAGCUGUUGUUCAUCUUGACUACUUUCGCACUUGCAAUGUUGGGGAGCUCACUAGGUCAGGGUGACCCCGAUGAUCGAUGGCUAGGUGCCACGAAUGCUCUGUCCUUCCUGAUUGCAACACGUCUCACUUCCUUGUCAAGACUCUGUCGAGAGGAGCAGAUGCCCUUCUGUCGAUCAUCAUACUAUGCGUCAGCGACUUCGUCCACCUCAUCGAAGUGGCAGCUUGCCAUACCUCUCGCAGUGGCGCUCUUUCUGCCUAGCGCCAUCACGCACUUUUACAAGCGUAGUGCGAACUAUCACGGCUCAGCAGUGAUCUGGAUCGGGAUUGCCCUGCGAUUGGGCCUGGUCAUGGUGGCCACCUUCUGGGCCAUAGAUGCUGCAGAUGAUGGGGACUGGUUUCCCCAAUACUCCGGCAGUAUUUUGAAGACAGUCCGCACGUAUCUGGCACAAAGCGUUCUGGCAUUGACGUUUGCAGCCGGGUACGCGACGUACAUCUUUGCGUCUCCUAUGCUUAUGGUCAAGCAUGAAGAAGCCGAUCGUGUGGUUGCAAAAUCUGAGACGCUGAGCGAGACAGACCCCACGUCCCCGGUCUUGACCACUGUUGGCGCCAGCGGGCCUGCCAGAAGACCAAAGCUCAUGAUAUAUGGCUACUCCAACUCACACGGCACUCGAUACUUCCUACUUCCGUGCGCGUGGAUACUGACGCUCUUGCUGUUCCAGAAGCCCAUGGGACAAGGUGCUCUGGCAUUUUGCAUGAUUCAGAUUUUGAACGUUCUUGAGAUCAUCGACGCCAAUAACCUCCGCCGCUCGCCAUUGGGGCCGACUGUCCUCGCACUGCUAGGAAGUUUCCACUUCUUCAAGACGGGACAUCAAGCAGCACUGGUCACCAUACAGUGGGACACGGCCUUCAUACCGUUGAAGACAAUCGUGUACCCAUGGACACCCAUUUUUGUGAUUUUGAACACAUUUGGACCACAAAUAUUGUGCGCUAUUGCAGUUCCUGCGAUCGUGAUGUGGAAAGUUCCACCCAGGCAUACUGGAGUGCUUGGGCGUGUUGCUGGUUGCAUGGCGACCCACAUCCUAUUCUAUGCCGCCAUCGCCGUGGCGACUGUCAUUGAAGCGGCUUGGCUGAGAAGACACCUCAUGCUCUAUCGGGUGUUCAUGCCGAGGAUGUUACUUUCCGUCAUGACGCUGCUACUCAUCGAAUUUGUUGGAGCAUGCAUUGCCCUGGUUGGAGUGAGAUGGAGUAUAGUGAGUGUCGGAGAAGUGUUCGGGUGGCCUGAGUAGGCAUUGUAGUAUGUACACCAUAUUGGAACAGCAGAAUAUGCACUCCAAGGUAAUAAAAGC